Molecule: messenger RNA, 2242 nt
Organism: Linepithema humile (Argentine ant)
Lineage: Eukaryota; Metazoa; Arthropoda; Insecta; Hymenoptera; Formicidae
Source: RefSeq, a predicted model, not a curated record
CGGCGCGUAACCUGCGGCGGGUUCGUGUAAAUAAAGCGGUACGCGUAGCUAGCAUGAGUGGUUAGAAAUCAGGCGUCAACAAAUCGAGUUUCCGCGAGGAGGCUCGUGGAGGCUAGAUCAGCGCGACCGACAAUGGCACCCAAGCGCGAAUAUUGACAUUGCCAAAAACAUUACCUCCGAAUAUAUCGGAUUAUUAUCGUAUACGUGGGUGGCACGUACUGCGUCGCAAUUAGUAAUCUACCUCGCGGCUGCCUGUGUCAUAGUUUAUCGCGUAGAAAUCCGGCGCGGGCUAGUUCGAUCGGGCGCUAAGGUUAUGCGAAAAAUGUUUUCUGCACGUAUAGUAGCGCGGCGUGAACCCUGAAGGGUUUUACAGUUAUACUGCAAUGUGGCACAUUUGCAGAAGCACGGAGGACGUUGUGUUCGUCUAGAGCCGCGAUUUAAUCUGCGCGGAGAUAUUGUCAGGGCGAUAGGAGAGAGUGCGUGGAGAAAGUGUGGCAACUAGUUUGGUUGUAGGGUCGGGAUUGGAGAUAGACAAGAUGGACCAGCAGUAUUGUCUACGGUGGAACAAUCAUCCAGCCAACCUCACAGACGUUCUCAGCUCGCUGCUUGCCAGAGAGGCACUUUGUGACGUGACCCUGGCCUGUGUUGGAGAGACAUUCAAGGCGCAUCAGACCAUACUUUCCGCAUGCAGUCCAUAUUUUGAGAGCAUUUUCCUACAAAACACCCACCCCCAUCCAAUUAUAUUCCUCAAGGAUGUCAAUGAUACGGAGAUGAAAGCUUUGCUGCACUUUAUGUAUAAGGGCGAAGUAAAUGUUAGUCAGCAUCUGCUACCGAUGUUCCUUAAAACUGCAGAGGCAUUACAGAUCAGAGGCCUCACUGAUAAUAGUGUAAAUAACAAGACGGAGGAAAAAAGUCCUUCGCCAGAGCCAGAAACACAAACUGGAGUCAGACAUACUGAUUCACCUAACCUCCAGUCUCAUUCUGAGAAAAGGAAAAGAAAGCAUUCAGGCAGCUACGAUGUUUCUCUCUCUGGUCCACCUAGCGAAAGAUUCUUAUCCGAUUCUCAGACAUCCUCGCAGUGUAGUUACAAAUCAAGUCCUCCUGUGAUUCCAAAGUUAAAUAAUGCUCUGGGAGUUGAAAUGGAAGAUGGUGGUCGACCCAUGUCUCCUGCAUCACAACCGCAGACUAUAAAACAAGAGGUGGAUCACCAUUUGCCCGACUUUCAUGACAAUAUUUCUCUACCUACUAGUAUGGAGUGGGAGGUUCAAAGAGAUGGGAAGAGUGACGAAACUAAGGAUGUACAGAACAUGACUCCCAAUCAUCCAGAUUCGGCUGUGGUGCAAGUUUCUCGCGAAAGUGCCAUCAUGGCUGGAAGUUCUCUCUGUGCCAAUAUGUCAGGGACUGCGUCUGAAUUCUGUGGAAAAUCACAUAAUCCACUAAGUCAAAUCGUAUCUAUAAACUCGCACCAUCCAUAUAAAAAUAAUAAUAUUGAUCCGAUGCAGUCUUACGAAUCGUUAGCUGAUUGUUGUCCGAAAGUUAAAAUACCAGAAAGUGAUAUGCAUAGGUCAUUACGAGUAAAUCAAGAACCGGGAAUGUCUGUAAUUCAGUCGACUUUGUGCGCAAACUUGCAACGUCCUACUUCGCAAAGUAGAAAGGCCGGUAGAUUUAAACCCGGGUGGCUAGAUAUAUAUUCCUGGUUACAAUAUGAUGAACGAUUAAAUCUUAUGUUCUGCAAAUAUUGUAGAAAAUGGAGCGAAUCAAUGCCAGAUAUUCGCACUUCGUUCGCAGCAGGAAACGGGAAUUUUAGACUUGAGAUCGUGAACCAUCAUGAUAAGUGCAAAGCGCAUAAUUUAUGCGUGACUAAAGAAAACGAAGCAAGAAAAAGUUACAUUUACACGACAGACUGCUAGCUCAGUUAUAAUCCACUUGUGCCUAUUUGUGAUCAGUUUUCGCUCAAUUAAUUUAAAAGAAAUUACUAUUUAUAAAUGCAAUAUUUACAUUAUACAUAAUAUAUACACAAUUUCACAAGAUAUUGACGCGAGAUUCCAAUAAACUCUCGAAAGUUUAAAUAAACUCGAUACUGUAACAAAACAUAUAAAGCAUACUCGAACUUAUAACAAAGUAUAUCGCAAGCACAUUGUUAUCUUCAAACUUUUUCUAAUUCUUAAAGUAAUUAUUAAAUAAUAUAUAUUAUAUUAUUGUUAAACUAUGUAUACACUAUGAAAUGGAUAUAUUAAUGUUU